AUGGGAAAUUUUUUAGAACUGAUGAAGUUACGAGCAAAAGAUAAUAAUAUCUUGGAUCGUUACUUUUUACAAAAAGAGAAAUCUUUCAGAUAUGUGACUGGUACACAUACUAAUGAAUUUAUUAGUUUAAUGGCUGCGUUUGUAACAAAAAGCAUAAUCAAGGACAUACAAUUGGCUGGUAUUUAUAGUAURUUAAUUGAUGAAACACAGGAUCUUGCUAGGCACGAACAAGUAUCAUUCAUCAUACGUUAUGUUGAUGGUAAUUUAAACCCCCAUGAAGUUUUCAUAGGAUUUUAUAGAACAGCCAGAACUGAUGGUGAGUGUUUGACUAAUUUAAUAAAAGUAGUGCUCAAUAGUUAUAAUCUUAGAAUUGAAGAUUUAAGAGGUCAAUGUUAUGACGGUGCAGCUUCUAUGAGAGGGUCUUAUAAUGGUGUUCAAGCCAAAAUACGAACUGAAAAUCCAUUAGCAUUUUAUGUUCAUUGCCAUGCACACAWUCUAAAUCUUUGUUUGGUUGAUUUGGCUAAACAAGUUUCAUAUGUGAGAAAUACAUUUGGGACAUUAAAGACUUUGCAUAGCUUUAUUGGUGCCUCUUCUAAAAGAUAUMAAAUAUUUGAGCAAAUACGGACUAAAAUGGGCGAUAAAAUUGGACCAAAAACUUUAAAAAGUUUGAGUGACACGAGAUGGAGUUGUAGGAUAGAUGCAUUAGACUCAGUUGUAUCCAAUUUUACAGUCAUUCUCAAAACUCUAGAAGACAUAUCAGAACAAGAUUCAAUAAAUGGAUCUGAUGCUUCUUCGUUGCUUUUUUCUAUAUCAAACUUUGAAUUUGUGUUCUGCAUAGUUUUUUUAAAUGACGUGAUGCGAGAAACUAAUAUCUUGUCAAAGUAUUUGCAAUCCCCUAAUAUUAAUUAUGCAAAUGUAAAUACAAUGACACUUCAAACAGUAGCUAUUUUAAGUGAGCAUAGAUCAGUUACAGAAUUCGAUAAAACUUGGAACAAAGCUAUGGAAAUAACAAAAAAAAACAAUAUUAGCUCUCCAAAACUUCCCAGAAAAAGAACUAUUCCACUAAAAUUGGGAGGAGAUAUUGUAAUAAAAGAAAUACAAGACAGAUUUAAAGAAAACGAUCUUAAUAUACUACAAGCUAUGAAGGAUGUUAUUAUCAGUGAAAAACCGGAAAAUAAUUCAAUAAAAUUAGUAUGUGAAACAUAUAACUUAGAUUUUAAUGAAGUCACUAUUGAGCUUGCUAUGUUUAAUCGAAUGUUCAAGACAAAGUAUGAUGAGUUUAACAUCGAUAAUAAAAUAKCAUAUUUGUUAUGUGGUGAUAUACAAAUAGGAUUUAYAAACUACACAAAAAUUAUAAAAAUAUUUUUGACUAUACCAACAAAUACUUCCUCUUGUGAAAGAACAUUUUCCUGCUUAAAACGCCUAAAAAGUUACUUAAGAACCAGCAUGGGACAAGAGCGCUUAAGCGGGUUAGCAUUAUUACAAAUUCAAAGAKAAGUGCCAAUAGAUUUUGACAAAGUAAUUGAUGAAUUUGUUUCGAAUGGAGUAGGAGGUAACAGAAAACUCACACUAAAAUAA
Molecule: messenger RNA, 1578 nt
Organism: Diuraphis noxia (Russian wheat aphid)
Lineage: Eukaryota; Metazoa; Arthropoda; Insecta; Hemiptera; Aphididae
Product: zinc finger MYM-type protein 1-like
Molecular function (GO): protein dimerization activity
Source: RefSeq, a predicted model, not a curated record